UGCGUGUGUGUUUUUUUUUUUUAGUACAGAUGUGUAUCAAACAUAUAGGCCCUUUGCUUUGUGAAUUCGGGCCAUUGUGAUUAUUUACGUCUAGGAAUUUCAAUGGUUUAAUCUCGUUCGAAGGACUUAUACAAAAUAUCUAUUCUUCCGCUAUCUACCCUGGCGAUGUCAAACCCAAAGGCACGUACGGACUCAGUGACCCAAAUCUGCUUGGUAGUUUAUACCGUAGAGCAAAGCAGGCCCUUCCGAGCUGAGCUCUGUCUCAUUUUAUCACUAAUGAUCCCUCAAUAUAGUAUAGCCUAGCUAAGGCCUCUAUAUCAGGAGCAGAGUUUUUUUAACUACAGUCUGGAAGUUACUACCAGCAUCAUGAGCAAGCUGAAAGUUGCAGUAAUUGGUGGUGGAAUAGCUGGGAUUUGUGCCGCCAAACACAUGGCAGUGAGACCAGACAAAUUUGAACCAGUUGUCUUUGAAAAAACCGAGCGAAUUGGAGGCACUUGGGUUUAUACAGAGGAGACUGGGAGGGACAGACAUGGACUGCCCAUCCAUUCAAGCAUGUAUUCAUCACUCAAAACCAACCUGCCAAAAGAAGUGAUGGCUUUCGCGGAUUUUCCAUUUGACAGUUCCCUUCCAUCAUUCAUCACACAUACAGAGAUGCUAGAAUACAUCGAACAGUUUGGUAGACACUUUGAUCUCCUUAAAUAUAUCCAGUUCAACACCAUGGUUGAAUCUGUGAGACCUGUGAAGCCAUCAGGUGAUACUCAAUCUGUCACGUGGGAGGUCAAAGUUCGCGAUGUGGAGAAUCGGGAAUCUGGUGGGCCUGUCACUUCUCACUAUGAUGCUGUCAUGGUUUGCAAUGGGCAUUAUGCACUUCCGAAGAUUCCAGAUAUGGAUGAGCUGGAUACCUUCUCCGGUCAAAUCCUUCACAGUCACAACUACCGUCAUCCAGAAACCUUCAAGGAUCAGUCAAUCUUGAUUGUAGGUGCUGGUUCCUCAGGGAUGGACAUAGCAGUAGACUUGUCACCCCAUGCGAAGCAGGUAGUCAUCAGUCAUUGGAAACCAAGAUUCAAGACGCCACUACCAAGUAACGUUAAAGAGGUUCAAGCUAUCAAAUCGGUCGGCAAGACUGAAGUUGAGUUUCUGGAUGGCUGCAAGGAUACUUUUGACAGCAUCGUGUUCUGUUCUGGCUAUGACUAUGACUUUAGUUUCUUGCAUCCAGAUUGCUUAGUAGAUGUUUCUGAUGGAAGAAUUACUCCGCUCUACAAACAUCUCAUCCAUCAGAUUUUCCCCAGCCUCUGUUUUAUGGGCAUAUCCAAACGCUUUUGUCCAUACCCCCACUUCAAUGCUCAAGCAUUAUUUUUCCUGGCAGCAUUAGAUGGCUCUGUGAAACUUCCAACAGAGAAAGAGAUGCACGAAGAUGAAGCAAAGGAGUUCCAAAUUCGAUUAGACGAAGGGCUCCCUCAUCGAUAUGCACACGAUAUGGGAGACAGACAGUGGGAGUAUAACUCUAACCUUCUUAGUUUUAUAGGGGCUGUACAGCAUAAGCCGGUUAUAGAGAAACUAUACCAUCAGGUAAUGAGAUGCAGAACAAAAAAUAUACUCAUUUAUAGGAAGAUGAAGUUUAAGGUUGUAGAUAACGACAAAUUUGUUCAACUGUAGUCUUUUCACUAGAGCUCCUUCGAGUGGUAAUUUAUUUCUAAACUAUUAUAGUUAAACUUUCUACAUUGUGUUUUGAAAUCCAUUUGAACGGCCUCGUUUUAUCAUUUAAUUUAAUCAAGUGCAAAUUGGGAUAACAAAUCCUUUUUGUAGUAGUAGAGCCUCAUGUUGACAAUCAAAUCCUAUUCUAUCAUAGUAAAAGUGUCGUGGUCGAGUGGACAUGUCACAAGACAAGGUCCAUGGUUCGAGUCCCACCGCGGCACUAAUUUGGCAAGAUAUUAAUCUACAUUUGGCACACUCGACCCAGGUGAGGUAAAUGGGUACUUGAUAGGAUUAUUCCUUGAAAUGCACUGUUCGCUGAUAAUGUAUGUAUUACGCUGAUGUAUAUA
This is a messenger RNA of Strongylocentrotus purpuratus (purple sea urchin), 2042 nucleotides long. RefSeq names its product flavin-containing monooxygenase FMO GS-OX-like 2. Lineage: Eukaryota; Metazoa; Echinodermata; Echinoidea; Camarodonta; Strongylocentrotidae. The record is from RefSeq and is a predicted model, not a curated record. Bases 367 to 1656 code for a protein of 429 amino acids. The transcript has 5 exons. Gene Ontology annotation, molecular function: flavin adenine dinucleotide binding; N,N-dimethylaniline monooxygenase activity; NADP binding.